This is a messenger RNA of Manis javanica (Malayan pangolin), 4986 nucleotides long. NCBI's taxonomy places the organism in Eukaryota, Metazoa, Chordata, Mammalia, Pholidota, Manidae. The record is from RefSeq and is a predicted model, not a curated record.
GGAGGGAGCGAGCAAGGCAGGCAGGCGGGCCGGGAGGGAGGAGGGCGCGCGGGCGGCGGCGGCGGCGGCGGCGGCGGCGGCGGCGGCGGAGAGAGCACAGGACGAGCCGGGACGCGGCGCCGCGGCACCAGGGCGCGCAGCCGGGCCGGCCCGACCCUACCGGCUACACGGUGGAGCCACUGGAAGCCCAAACCCACAGGCAGCCCAAGGCAGAGUUUCACCAGAGUUCCACUCAACAUCCGGAUCUAUGUCUAAGUUUUAACUCUUGCUUACAAAGACCACGAUAAUUCCUUCCCCAAAGCCAAGCAGCCCCGCAGCCCCGCGCAGCUCCAGCCUGCCUCCCACGGCCCAGCUGCCCGCAAUGCCCUCCAGCGGCCCCGGGGACACCAGCAGCUCCGCUCUGGAGCGGGAGGAGGACCGCAAGGAGGGAGAGGAGCAGGCGGAGGCUCGUGGCAAGGAGGAGCGGCAGGAGCCCAGCACAACCGCACGGAAGGUGGGGCGGCCUGGGAGGAAGCGCAAGCACCCCCUGGUGGAAAGCAGCGACAUGCCAAAGGACCCUGCGGUGACCUCCAAGACCCCAGCCAUGGCCCAGGACUCAGGCCCCUCAGAACUGUUGCCCAAUGGGGACUUGGAGAAACGGAGUGAGCCCCAGCCAGAGGAGGGGAGCCCUGCUGGGGGGCAGAAGGGCGGGGCCCCAGCAGAGGGAGAGGGUGCAGCUGAGACCCCGCCCGAAGCUUCCAGAGCCGUGGAGAAUGGCUGCUGCACCCCCAAGGAGGGUCGAGGAGCAGAAGAGGGGCUCGGUGGGGUCGCUGUAACCCAGACCUGCCCUGGCCCGGGGGCGGAUGCGAAGAGCCCCAGGGCACCUCUGGUGGGAGAGGGCAAAGAACCGAAGGAGACCAACAUCGAAUCCAUGAAAAUGGAGGGCUCCCGGGGCCGGCUGCGGGGUGGCUUGGGCUGGGAGUCCAGCCUCCGCCAGCGGCCCAUGCCGCGGCUCACCUUCCAGGCGGGGGACCCCUACUACAUCAGCAAGCGCAAGCGGGACGAGUGGCUGGCACGCUGGAAAAGGGAGGCUGAGAAGAAAGCCAAGGUGAUUGCAGUAAUGAAUGCUGUGGAAGAAAACCAGGGGUCUGGUGAGUCUCAGAAGGUGGAGGAGGCCAGCCCUCCUGCAGUGCAGCAGCCCACCGACCCUGCCUCGCCUACUGUGGCCACCACGCCUGAGCCUGUGGGGGCCGACGCUGGGGAUAAGAACGCCACCAAAUCAGCUGAUGAUGAACCAGAGUACGAGGACGGCCGGGGCUUUGGCAUUGGGGAGCUGGUGUGGGGGAAACUGCGGGGCUUCUCCUGGUGGCCAGGCCGCAUUGUGUCUUGGUGGAUGACGGGCCGGAGCAGAGCAGCCGAAGGCACCCGCUGGGUCAUGUGGUUCGGAGACGGCAAGUUCUCAGUGGUGUGUGUUGAGAAGCUGAUGCCACUGAGCUCCUUCUGCAGUGCUUUCCACCAGGCCACCUACAACAAGCAGCCCAUGUACCGCAAAGCCAUCUAUGAAGUCCUGCAGGUGGCCAGCAGCCGGGCAGGGAAACUGUUCGCAGCAUGCCAUGACAGCGACGAGAGUGACACUGCCAAGGCCGUGGAGGUGCAGAACAAGCAGAUGAUCGAGUGGGCCCUCGGAGGGUUCCAGCCCUCUGGCCCCAAGGGCUUGGAACCACCGGAAGAGGAGAAGAACCCCUACAAAGAAGUUUACACAGACAUGUGGGUUGAACCUGAGGCAGCUGCCUAUGCACCACCCCCACCAGCCAAAAAGCCCCGAAAGAGCACAACUGAGAAGCCCAAGGUCAAGGAGAUCAUUGACGAACGGACAAGAGAGCGGCUGGUGUACGAGGUGCGGCAGAAGUGCCGGAACAUUGAGGACAUUUGCAUCUCUUGCGGGAGCCUCAAUGUCACCCUGGAACACCCUCUCUUCAUCGGAGGAAUGUGCCAAAACUGCAAGAACUGCUUCCUGGAAUGUGCGUACCAGUACGAUGACGAUGGCUAUCAGUCCUACUGCACCAUCUGCUGUGGGGGGCGUGAGGUGCUCAUGUGUGGGAACAACAACUGCUGCAGGUGCUUUUGCGUCGAGUGUGUGGAUCUCUUGGUGGGGCCAGGGGCUGCCCAGGCAGCCAUUAAGGAAGACCCCUGGAACUGCUACAUGUGCGGGCACAAGGGCACGUAUGGGCUGCUAAGGCGGCGGGACGACUGGCCCUCUCGGCUCCAGAUGUUCUUCGCCAAUAACCACGACCAGGAAUUUGACCCUCCGAAGGUUUACCCACCUGUUCCAGCUGAGAAGAGGAAGCCCAUCCGGGUGCUGUCUCUGUUUGAUGGAAUUGCUACAGGGCUUCUGGUGCUGAAGGACUUGGGCAUUCAGGUGGAUCGCUACAUCGCCUCAGAGGUGUGCGAGGACUCCAUCACGGUGGGCAUGGUGCGGCACCAGGGGAAGAUCAUGUACGUCGGGGACGUCCGCAGCGUCACGCAGAAGCAUAUCCAGGAGUGGGGCCCGUUCGAUCUGGUGAUUGGGGGCAGUCCUUGCAAUGACCUCUCCAUCGUCAACCCUGCCCGCAAGGGCCUCUACGAGGGCACUGGCCGGCUCUUCUUUGAGUUCUACCGCCUCCUGCAUGAUGCGCGGCCCAAGGAGGGAGAUGAUCGCCCCUUCUUCUGGCUCUUUGAGAAUGUGGUGGCCAUGGGCGUUAGUGACAAGAGGGACAUCUCACGAUUUCUCGAGUCUAACCCCGUGAUGAUUGAUGCCAAAGAAGUGUCAGCUGCACAUAGGGCUCGCUACUUCUGGGGGAACCUUCCUGGUAUGAACAGGCCGUUGGCAUCCACUGUGAAUGAUAAGCUGGAGCUGCAGGAGUGUCUGGAGCACGGCAGAAUAGCCAAGUUCAGCAAAGUGAGGACCAUUACUACUAGGUCGAACUCCAUAAAGCAGGGCAAAGACCAGCAUUUCCCCGUCUUCAUGAAUGAGAAAGAGGACAUCUUAUGGUGCACUGAAAUGGAAAGGGUGUUUGGCUUCCCCGUCCACUAUACUGACGUCUCCAACAUGAGCCGCUUGGCCAGACAGAGACUCCUGGGCCGGUCGUGGAGCGUGCCGGUCAUCCGCCACCUCUUCGCUCCGCUGAAGGAAUAUUUUGCUUGUGUACCUCAGAACCUUCCUGCUAUUGAACAUUCUACUAGAAAGCAAACUUCCCAAAAGAGCAUCCAGGACCUCUUAGCUUUUGAGACAGGCCUGGGAGUGUCUGGUGGAGAUGCCCGUGUGAGUUUUGGUGAGUCACUAGGGUGCGGGUUGGGACAGGCAGACCCAGCAGGAAGGAAGGCUGUUGGACGUGGAACUGGCCGUGUGAGGGCCGCUCCCUGACUUCCCACCUAGCUGGCCAUCCCGGGGAACUGAGAACCAUCUCCAGCUCAGGAAGGUCUGUAACAGGAGCAAAGGAAGGAAUAUGUGAGCGGAGCCAUCUGGGAAAUUUUCUGUAGGAAGACUGCCAUCAGGAGUCUUCAUCUCUCUCAUUAUAUAAGUACAUUGAAAGUGGGUCUUGGAGGCGGUUUUGAAUUCCUGUUGCUGUUCUUGGUGUGCAGUUGCUGUGGCCUUUCAGAGGAGUCGUUUUCUGGAAACUUGCAAGAACCCCCUCGAGUUGUGGGUUAGGGGCAUGGGGCCUGCCUGGUACUGUGAUCUGAAGAGAGGCUGGCUGUUUUCCUGUGGUCAGGGCAAUAGCUUGAGCCCAGUUCUGGUGAGGACUGAGUUCUGGCCACACCCCGUUUUGAUCCCAGGAGGUGAAGUCUGAAUUUGUCAUCAAUCAUUGUCUGGUCUGGUGGUGCCCAGUGCUUGUGAUUAGACGUGGCACUGGAGGUGUCCUCGGCAGUCCUGCCCUGUGGCAGAAAGCAGCUGAAGGCUUUCCUCCAGCACAGGAGGGGAGAGCUGUGGAGGGCUGGCCCAGGGCUGGUGUGGUCUCCUGGCCAUCCCCGCUGAGGCAGGGGUUAACUACAAGCCUUGGAAGGGUCUGAGAGGGAAAAGAAUAGAUGACUUAAAGGGUAGGUAGGCUCCGCUGUUCGAGCCGAAGCUCUGGACAAACGUUUACGUUCUGGUAAAGGAAGGCUGGGGUCUCGUGUGUCUAUAUGUUUCCGAGUCUGGCCGCAGGACUCUGCUUGGCGACCUCUUGCUUAUCGCUGAUCCUAGGCAGUGGAGUUCUGGGGGAAGGAGAAGCAAGCAGGUCGAAAGCAGCGAGGACAAGGACAGAAGGUCCCUUUACUAGGCGUGGCUGACUAAUGUGCUGAAACAGAGGCCCGUGGACUCCUGGACCUCCAGUAACUGGAAAACUUCCCUAAUCCACACCCCCGGGGGGCUUGGGAGGGCAGCUUUCCCAGGCCCCUUCCUAGCAGCUCCAGCCCCGGGCCUGAGAGAUGAGCAGGGGUCCAAAGCCUCACCUCGUCCCAUUUCACCUCCCAGACUGAUUUGGUUGCACAGCCCUAGAUUUCAGCAAAUGGCAAAAAUGCCGAAAUUCCUUAGAAUCCGCAGAGGGAAGAGGUGACUCAACAAGGUGCUAAAACGUUUUAUUAAAAAUAUAUAUUGUUAAAUUAAGUCUGCUGUCUGGACAAUGACUGUUUGUUUGUUUUCUUGUAGUGGAGUUUAAAAGAGACUAUUAUUUUACUCUGAUAUAUUAUUAUUAAAAAGGCAUUUUAACUUUGUACUUGAAAACUAAAUGAGCGAUUUCAUGUGUUUUAGCUGAGGCAUUGAAGUAGCGGGUGCUUACUUAUUUGUGGGAAAUCAUGUAUUCAUACUGAAGAAUAAACUCCGUAGCUGAUUUGGUAAUAACUUUUACUGUUACAGACGAUUUCGCUUUGACCCCAGCGGCAGAACACUUUUACUCCACAUUCCACGCAGCUAAAUGCAGGACUUCCUCCCCAGAUCCCUCCUUCCCCAGUCCUCCUUCCUUUCUCUUCAGUUCCUCUUUUUUCCUUUUUUUU